Danio aesculapii is the source of this 4599-nucleotide messenger RNA. RefSeq names its product guanine nucleotide-binding protein subunit alpha-11-like. The transcript has 8 exons. Bases 427 to 1533 code for a protein of 368 amino acids. Lineage: Eukaryota; Metazoa; Chordata; Actinopteri; Cypriniformes; Danionidae. The record is from RefSeq and is a predicted model, not a curated record. Gene Ontology annotation, biological process: adenylate cyclase-modulating G protein-coupled receptor signaling pathway; phospholipase C-activating dopamine receptor signaling pathway; action potential. Gene Ontology annotation, cellular component: heterotrimeric G-protein complex. Gene Ontology annotation, molecular function: G-protein beta/gamma-subunit complex binding; GTPase activity; guanyl nucleotide binding.
GCCUUAAAUACGCAUGCGUCGCAUUUCGUCAAACUAAAAACUUUUGGAAACACGCCUCGAGACCCCCGCGCGCUAAUAUAAUCUGUCAGCAGCUUUCAGACACGAGAGCGCGUGCGGUGCGCGCGCAUCCCGAUUGCCCAAACCGCUGUCUUUUGUAGACAGGUGACCAGGUGUUGAGACAGCCCAUAUUCUGCUGACGGACAAUCUGCGCUGAGAGAGAACUUUCCUGAAUUGUAGGCAAAGCUGACUGAAGCCAAAGGGGGGAUGAUGUAACGUUUACAGAAGAAUUUGGAUGUACUGGGGGAAACUUUUGAGAAAACUUCAGGAUUACGUUGGUCCGAACCCAGUUCGACUCAGGAAAUAAUGGAUUGUGUUUCGUAAAGGCAUUACUGACUCUGUACCGGUGUGUCGACGAAUGCAGGUGAGAUGGGGGCCUGUUGGAGAUGGUGCUACACGACGUGCAUCUGUUGCUUGUCUGAAGAGGAGAAAAACGCCAUCGUCAUUCACAAUGAAAUCAAAAGAAUCCUUGCAGAUCAGAAGAAACGGGAGAGAAGGGAAAUCAAAGUGCUUUUAUUAGGCACUGGGGAAAGCGGGAAGACAACUUUUAUCAAGCAAAUGAGGAUCAUUCAUGGAAAGGGAUUUUCGGAAGAAGACAGACGUGGAUACAUUAAAAAUGUCUAUCAGAAUAUUUUCACAGCGAUGAAGGCAAUGACAGGGGCGAUGGAAAGCUUGAGGAUUCCCUAUUCAAACCCACAGAAUGAGGCAUAUGGGCAGCAGUUUAAAAACGUGGAAAUCCGUCAGGUGACGCAGCUAGACAGAAUGUAUGUGGAGGCCAUCCGGCGGCUUUGGGCUGAUGCUGGAAUCAGGGCCUGUUACUGUCGCCGUAGAGAAUACCAGCUUCUGGACUCGACUGAAUACUAUAUGACAAAUUUGGAACGUAUCGCGGCUCCAGACUACAUCCCUACAGCUCAGGAUGUCCUGCGAGUGCGCCUCCCCACCACAGGCAUCAACGAUUACUCCUUCAGUGUGGAAAAGAUCACUCUUAGGAUUGUGGAUGUGGGUGGCCAGAAGUCGGAGAGGAGAAAAUGGAUCCAUUGCUUUGAGAAUGUGACAUCGCUCAUAUUUUUAGCCUCCCUCAGUGAGUACGACCAGGUGCUGGAGGAGAAUAACAAAGAGAACCGCAUGAAAGAGAGCCUGUCGCUCUUCUACACCACCAUCCACUCGCCAUGGUUCGCCGGCGCCUCCAUCAUUCUCUUCCUAAACAAGAUGGACAUCCUGGAGGAAAAGAUCCAGUCAUCUGAUUUAAAAGCCUACUUCCCUGAGUUUCAAGGCAGACGACGGGACAUGCAGGAAGCCAAGACCUACAUCUCCCACAUGUACGAACAGAAAGCCAAGUGUACCGAGACAAAGACGACCAAACAGAUCUACCCUCACUUCACCUGCGCCACGGACACCAAUAACAUCCGGAAGGUUUUCGGUGACGUGAAAGACACUGUCCUCAUCAGGUCUCUGAGGGAAUAUGGAGUGCUCUGAGUGGCCCACUUCUUUUCAGGACGUGCCUUGCUUUUUUGCUGCAGGCUUGAUAAACUGAGCUUGGAUGUUAUUUUGCCAUUUCUAUGCAACCUUCCAUUCCUUUGUCUUUCGCCACGUCUGAUUUUAUCUACUUCCGACAGUCACAAUCCAUUAAUAUUGGCACCCUUUUUUGUUAAAGGGUGACAAAACACAGAUGCUCACUAUGGCGAUUGAUUGGGUCAGAUUGGGUACGGCAAUAACUCAAUACUAAAGAUUCAAUCAGGCUUUAGAAAGAUGCAGAAUUUUUUUAUUGUUGUUUAACCUUUUGCUCCUUUUGUAUGAGAGUAGAGGGGUUUUUUUUUUGUACAUGAGGUUGGAUUUCAGUUUUUGGAGACAUUCUGACACGUAUGCUGGGUUCACAUCAAAUGUGGAAGUAUUCAUUUACAUUUAGUCAUUUAGCAGAUGCUUUUAUCCAAAGCGACUUACAAAUGAGGAGGUAUUCAGCGAUUCAACAAGAAGAGGUAAUACACACAAGAAGUGCCAGUUAUACAAAGUAACUUGUUUUUGCUCAGAGAAUUAAGUGCUAUAGUAAUCCCGCGGUCACAUUAGAGUUUAAGCAUGCAAAAUUCUGUCAUACGCCGCUGCAAAAAGGAGCAGGAUUAAACAAUAUGAUUAAAAAAAGUGAGCGAUUGGUCCAUAUUUAAAAUUUCUGUCCAGAGAGGUCAUGUUUUGAUCUUCGAUUGGUCUCACGCAGUCAUGUGAUGUGAUUUUGCAGGUCAGAGUUCACCAAGCUUGAACUUUCCAACGUAGCGAACUGCAAAAAUUGUCGCACGAACUAACGUUUCCAGUCUGCCGCAUUCACAUGUGCAUGAAUGAAAGUCUAUGGGGUGAAAAGUGCAGUGUGACCACAGCUUAAGAGUGCUAGAGUUUGGUUUUUUGGAGAGAGAGAGAGAGAGAGAGAGAGCGAAGGUGAUUCUACAGGUGGUUUGUCAAGCCCACUCACCUGUGUGAAGCACACUUUAUACAUGCAGUGUUUGUGUCAGUUAACGUAUCAGUGAGAUGAAUGUGUUUUCUAUAGGUGGUUUGUCAAGCCCACUAACCUGUGUGAGGCACAUUCAGAAUUUAUAGUAUUUUGCGUUUGUGUAUGUUGAGGUGGAGAUAAAGAAAAGGGGUCUAGGUUUUAUUUACCAGGGGGUCAGGCGCUCUCAGAAAAGGUGGGUUUUUAGUUGUCAUUUGAACGAUACCAGUGAAUCCGCAGUCCAUGUGGGAAUGAGAGGAUCGUUCCCCAGUGAGGAACAUUGAAUGAAAAGGUUUUGGAAAGGGACUUAUCACUUGGGCCAGACAGAAUAUGCGCACAUUUUUUGCUAUUUCUGCUGAGAAUUUUGUAAAAAAUCUGCGGAUUUAUACGGAAUGAUUUUAGGAGUAUCUUAAGUAAAAACGUAAUAUAUAGAAUAAAACAAAUAAUACAUUUUUAAUGUUAUUUGACGUUUACAAAGCAAAUCUAAUUUAUUUAGUAAACAAAGCAAGUCUCUCAUGUAAAAUAUCUACUAAAAGACAGAAAAUAUCACUUUACCAACUGUAUUAUACAUAAAUCAUAUGAACAUUUUAAUAUUAGUAUUAUUAUAGCACAAUAAUAUUGAAUGUAAUUUAAAUACAAAUAAUAAUUGAAUUAAUAUAAAUGUACACAAGCAAAUACAUAGACUCAAUGAUGGGCUAAAAGUCUGCAGAAGUCGUUUGCAGAUUCUCUGUGAGCCUACUUAUAGCCUCUCUGCGAUGGUACAUCCAGCGAGUAAAUUAAUCAAAUGACACAGGGCUUCACGUUUGGUGUAAACCCACCAUAAGACAUAACUAACUUCUGCAAUUGUCCAGCUGUUAUUCCUGGAGAUCUUUUGGUCACUGAAACCGUCCUCUUUGGGAAAUAUAGACACAUGUCCUCUUCUAGACCUGCAGUUUGCUGACAUUUCUUAACAUUGAUGUUGAUGGUGGAACUGGCCAUUUCCUCCAUUUUGCACAACUCAACAACAUUUUGCAAUAAAUCACAGCUGUUUUUGGGCUUUUGGUCAUGAUGAAUGACUGAGCAAGUUUGGCCUGAGUUUUACCUCCUAUUUCUAGCCCUGUGAUGAUUAAACGAGUGUACUAAACAAGUAAAAUACCAAUGGGAAUCUACUUCAAAAACAUUUUGCUCAUAUGAAUUCAUUGGGGUGCCAAUAAUAUUGGAGCUUAUAUAUUUAUAGAGAUAAUUGUUUCUGAAUAAACUACCGUGUGCAAUUGUUUGUCCUCAAUGAGAGCAGGGUUUUUUGUUAAUAUUUUGAGCAAAAGAUCAAAAGGUUAAACAAUUAUGACAUUUCUUUCACAGCCGUCUUUUGCUAAUAUUUGCCUAGGGUGCCAAUAUUAGCAGAGGGCUCUUCUGUUUAUUAUUUUGCUGGAUAAAAACUGCAGUUUCUUAUGCUGUGACACACUUCAUUCCCAUUAUCAGAUCACUGUCUCUUACUCACUCUGAAACUAUGAGGAAGCUGUUGUAUCAGUCCCCGGGAACGACAUAAUGCAGACAGAUCUUCACCGUGUUUUUGGUUUCGAGGGGGUGGUGGGACAAUCACAUCAUAGCUGCAAGCAAGAAGGACAACGAUGAGAGAUUUUCCAGAAAUGUUUGACUUCAUUUCUUCAACAGAGCAAAAUAGCGGAGAGUUAAUGCACCAUUGACUGUUUCUUUUAUCAAAUGUUAAUAAAAAGUAAAUAUUUCCUUUAAGUAAUAUUAUAAAUACUGUAUUUUCCAGAAUAUUGUAUGUGUUUUGUAAUCUGAAAUAUGGCGUGACUUGCAUUCCAAAGGGCUGUUCACACAGAAACACCACGAGUUCUUCUGAUUGGUCCACUGCUUUGGAAAUGACACUGAUAAAUGGUGUUGCGUCACGCCAUCUUAAAAACAAAAUAUGCAAGACGUGAGACCAAUGGUCAUGUCCAUCCAUCAAGUGCUUGCAUGUUUACAUAGAAAAACAAUGGAAAAGUAGCACACUAGAAUGGAAAAACAUAUUCUGUGUGAACGGCCCACUAAGGUGUCUUAUACAAUACAGCAACAUUUCUUUUUAAAAA